Molecule: messenger RNA, 3038 nt
Organism: Phycodurus eques (leafy seadragon)
Lineage: Eukaryota; Metazoa; Chordata; Actinopteri; Syngnathiformes; Syngnathidae
Gene: znf366
Product: zinc finger protein 366
Exons: 7
Coding region: 94-2232 (712 amino acids)
Biological process (GO): regulation of transcription by RNA polymerase II
Cellular component (GO): nucleus
Molecular function (GO): DNA-binding transcription factor activity, RNA polymerase II-specific; RNA polymerase II cis-regulatory region sequence-specific DNA binding
Source: RefSeq, a predicted model, not a curated record
AGGGCCGCGCAUUUUCAGGAGGGAGCGGGAGGGAGAACGGCCGCACGGAGCCACGGCACCACGGCAAAACUACUCUGGCGCAGCAGGAUCAAGAUGGAAACAGUCCAUUUCUCAACAUCAACAAGACCUCGAUUCAGAGAAGACGCUCGUCAACCAGAUCAGCACAGGUUCUAUGUUACCCAACCUUCCAUCAUUAUUAAGACCCCUAAGUGUUCCCUGUCAAGAUAUCCCAAUGGAGACAGCGAGAGCCCACCGCAGGGUUCGCCUGAUUUUGUCUCCAUGCUGAGCCCGAGUCACAUCCACACAGAAGGGUCCCAAAAACGCAAAAGGACUCCUUUCAAAAUGGAUGCCCAUGAGUGUGAGAGUGGUGAGGAGGAGGAAAGAGGCAUCCCGAAAUCAGGCAACCUCGCCCACAUCUCCUUCCCGUCUCAUCCCGUUCCCUUCUCACCCACUGUCUCACCCGGUAUGAUCGAGCUGAGCAGGCUGCAGUUUCAUCGCAGGACCGCCCCCGUUGACAUUCCGGUGCAGGUGAAACGGGAGCCUCUCAGUCCCCCUCCAAUGUGGCCCCCACAUCCUUUCCUCAUCCAACCAUCAUACUUCCCACCUCUCCACCACAGCCUCAUCCCAUAUCCCUUCUUCAUGCCCGGCCCCGUCGUGCCCUUCCCGCCCAGGGAGGACGUCAGGCCCGCGCACCGCGGUCACGACGCCCCCCCUCGAGGCGGGCCGAGGGCCGGCGAGAAGCCCGGCUUUGACGUCCACGUGGACGACAGCUACUACGUGGAUGUGGGCGGCGAUCAGAAGCGGUGGAAGUGCCGCAUGUGCGACAAGUCCUACACGUCCAAGUACAACCUGGUCACGCACAUCUUGGGCCACAAGGGCAUCAAGCCCCACGGGUGUCACCUGUGCGGGAAGCUCUUCAAGCAGCUGAGCCACCUGCACACGCACUUGCUCACCCACCAGGGCAUGAGGCCUCACAAGUGCCAGGUGUGCCACAAGGCCUUCACCCAGACGAGCCACCUGAAGAGACACAUGAUGCAGCACAGUGACGUCAAGCCUUACAGCUGCAGCGUGUGUGGCCGAGGCUUCGCCUACCCCAGUGAGCUUCGCGCCCACGAGCUGAAGCACGAGAAAGGCCAGGACAACGUGUGCGUCGAGUGCGGUCUGGACUUCCCCACGCUUGUCCAGCUCAAGAGACAUUUGACUGCCCACCGCGGCCCCACCUUGUACAGGUGCACCGACUGCCAGAAGACAUUCCAAUACCCAAGUCAGCUGCAGAACCACAUGAUGAAGCACAAAGACAUCCGGCCGUACAUCUGCAGCGAGUGCGGGAUGGAAUUCAUCCAGUCGCACCACCUCAAGCAGCACACGCUCACUCACAAAGGCGUGAAGGAGCACAAGUGUCGUAUCUGCGGCCGAGAGUUCACGCUGCUGGCCAACAUGAAGCGCCACAUGCUCAUCCAUACCAACGUGAGGGCCUACCAGUGCCACAAGUGCUUCAAGAGCUUUGUCCAAAAGCAGACGCUCAAGGCCCACAUGAUCGUCCACUCCGACAUCAAGCCUUACAAGUGCAAGCUGUGCGGCAAGGAGUUCAACAGGAUGCACAACCUCAUGGGUCAUAUGCACCUCCACUCGGACAGCAAACCCUUCAAGUGCCUCUACUGUCCCAGCAAGUUCACUCUGAAGGGAAACCUCACCAGACACAUGAAGGUGAAGCACGGCAUCAUGGACAGAGGGUUGGAUGAAAGAUUAUUCCGACGAGGACGCUUCUGCUUCUCCUCACCCAUGAGCCUCCUGGGCCGUUUCAACCAAAAAGAGCCGUUUGAUCUUUCCCAGAAGCCUCCAGGCCUUCCCGGUCUUCAUCUUCCCCAGUCUGACGGCGAGAGUGUGCCUGGUAGCUCUUGCCAGGAGGAGGAUGAGGAGAGUUUAUACAGACAUAGUCAGUACAGCCCUGACGAGGAUCAACACGAGCGCUCGGUGGGUGAGGUGGUGGGAGGCCGGGGUUCUCCGGCUAGAGACGGACACUUGAAUGCAACAUGGAGACGGAUUGAGUCUCGGCCUAGUGACGAGGCGGCUGAGAGAAGUCACAGAGAGUCAGAUGACCACGCUGCUGAGUCUGAACUGGAAGAGGAGCUUGACAAUGUGACAAAGAGCAGAUUACAGAGAGACAUUGUCAGGGAAUCGACCGGGCCACCGGGCAGGGAAGAAAAAGCAAAGGAAGAGGAUGAAGAGUAAAAAGAGGACGCAGGUUUUGCUGAAUGCUGAGAGUUGAGACGAUGUGCAGACUACUCACAAAAUGUUCGGGGUAUUCAAUUUUCAGGUGAACUUAAUCAGGCCAUCUCUAAACUUUUCAAUGCACAUGUCCAACUGUUAAUGUUGCAAUGCUACUGUGUUUGCACAACUUGCUGUUCUCUAACAAAGACCUGAAUGGUCUGUUCGAUCUAUGGACAAAUACAUAUCUUGGUUCAAUGGGAAUUGGUAUGUAAAACAGCCGUCUCCAUCAUGCUGUUGCCAUUUUGACAUCAUGAGACGACGCCUAACAACUGAUCGAAAGUACCUUGCCAUUGCGAGAUUUCAAACAGGAUGUUGUCAGGGGGAAGUGGUCACUGUGCACAAAUUGUAAUCAGCAGGUUAAAAAAGAGGUAGGGAAAGACUGGAAGAAUCACAGAGAGGUAUAGAAAUGGAUAUGUGCCUGCAAAAGUUCAGAGAAUGUCAAAUUAAGUUUGAGGUUGAUCCUGAAAUUCAUCCAAAAGCUAAAUAUCCAUCACUUUUUUGUGUGCGUGAGUGUUGUAUAUGUGAGGACUGAAGGACGUGUGCAUGAACUCAGCUGACUGCAAAAUGAACCGUAGCAAUGAAAGCUGUGAAGAAUACUUCUUGUACAUAACUUGUUACAAUUGCUCUCAGGUGCAAGAAAGAACAUUCUACAAGAAAAAGUAUAUGUAGUUAUUUGGAAUACGUUCACUCUGACCGCAUUUCUUCAAAUAGUGGCCUCCGCUCUGAUAGGCAUUAUGAAUAAAUAAAAAUUAAUAGACGCCUCCUUA